This is a messenger RNA of Ceratina calcarata, 791 nucleotides long. RefSeq names its product enolase-like. The record is from RefSeq and is a predicted model, not a curated record. Bases 274 to 594 code for a protein of 106 amino acids. Gene Ontology annotation, biological process: glycolytic process. NCBI's taxonomy places the organism in Eukaryota, Metazoa, Arthropoda, Insecta, Hymenoptera, Apidae. Gene Ontology annotation, molecular function: phosphopyruvate hydratase activity; magnesium ion binding. Gene Ontology annotation, cellular component: phosphopyruvate hydratase complex. The transcript is spliced from 2 exons.
AAGAAAACGAAAUCUGUAUUGUUAUAUUGUUAAAAUUGUAAUUAUUACUUAAGCUGCUACCAAACUGAAGUGUUUACAUUAAAUUGCAUUGAAAUGUACAAAAUAUAAAUACAUAUAAUAAACAGAAACUGUCGAUGCGUUUAGUGUUAAUUAAAUUAAGCCUUCAAAGAGUAUCAUUGUUUCUCAUACAUUGAAACUACUUUUUUUCUAUACAGAUAUAUUGCUGAAUUAGCUGAAAAUGGUGAACUAUAUAUACCCGUCCCUAGCUUUAACAUGAUCAGUGGUGGUAGACACGCUAACAAUACACUACCGUGUCAAGAAUUUAUGAUUCUACCCAUAGGAGCCGAAAGCUUCGCGGAUGCUAUGAAAAUGGGUACAGAAGUAUACAGGGUGCUUGAACAGAAAAUUGCGACCGCGCAGGAGAUUCAAUUACCACUACCAGUCAGUGACGAAGGCGCGUUUACGCCUUUGGAAUUAGAAGAGGAUAAGGAAGCUCUGUUACUAUUAGAUGAAUCCAUCAAAGAAGCUGGAUACGAAGGGAGAAUUAAAAUAGCAAUGGACAUGUCAGCCAGUACCUUUUACAAAGAGGGUUAAGAUAAAUUAUUAUCUACAGUAAAGAGCAAAAGUGAACCAACACAUUUAGAGCUAAUAGCUUUCAUAAAAUCGAACGGAACGAUCAUUUCAACUAAUUAGGUGGAGUAGUUUACUACACGAUGUGUGAAGAAACUUUUGAUGAAAUUUUCAACAAAUUUUAUACAUAUAAAGAUUUAAAAUGUGUUGUUCAAAUUUUC